Molecule: messenger RNA, 512 nt
Organism: Aspergillus glaucus CBS 516.65
Lineage: Eukaryota; Fungi; Ascomycota; Eurotiomycetes; Eurotiales; Aspergillaceae
Product: RidA family protein
Exons: 3
Coding region: 1-450 (149 amino acids)
Cellular component (GO): cytosol; mitochondrion
Molecular function (GO): deaminase activity
Source: RefSeq, a predicted model, not a curated record
AUGUUCCGGCAGGCAUUGCGCGGCUUUAUCAUCGUUACUCAACGCUUGCAAAAACUAUCUCGAAGCGUCGAGCCUCGUUCCAGCAUGGUAUCCCAACAGCCGAUGAGAGAAGUCUACCGUGACUUCCGUUCUCAAGCCAUCAAAGCUGCCGGCCAUGCCUGGCUCUCUGGCCAGAUCCCCGCGGAUUCGCAGGGCAAUCUUAUCACCGGGUCUGUGACAGAGAAGACGCAAGCUAUCAUCAGAAAUACAGAAGCGAUUCUCAAGGAAGCCAGAUCUAGCCUGGACAGAGUUGUUAAGGUUGUGGUGUAUAUCAAAGACGCGAGCAUCAUGCCGGAAUUCUCCAAAGUGUACGACCCAGUCUUCCCUCAUAAGCCUGCUCAGUCCAUGGCGGAGGUGUCUAAACUUCCUGCCGGAGUGGAUAUUCAGGUUGACUUUAUUGCUGUUGUAUAGCUUUUAGACUAUGUACAUGUAGCGUUGUUCUCAAGGCAUGGGCUUGCGCACUGCUGAAACAU